ACAAGUUUUGCAGUGUGGGUUGGUGUUGUCGUGCGUGUAUGUGCUAAUCAAAGUUUUAAGGAAAAUACUCGCAUAAAUUAUUCCAAAUCGUUUACGUGGUGUGGACUGCGGUGACAAAAUAAUAGGCACCUAAGAAUAAAGUGAUCAUUAACUAGCGCAAUAGUGUUCCAUGAUUUUUUUAGAUCUUUUACAUUAUUAAACUAUGAGUUCAAAGUAAACAACUUUCAAGUUUUUGAUUUUAUGGUGAUUCAUCACCAUUCUACACAAACAAUCUUCUUAGUGUCUAAUAGUGCGAUUAAUGCGGAACGAUUGAUGGUGCGCACUAGUGUAUGUAUCCUAAGUGUAGAGACCUGAUGAAGUGGUAAUGGCUGUGGAUGUGCUCGGGAUAGCGUUAUGGGGGCUUUUGUUUAUUUCAACGGCGGCCUACAACGCGCGGGUGGCCCCCGACCGCCCGCAAUGCUCCCCCGAUGUCGGCGAGCGCUGUGUCAUGAAGACUGAUGGCGGUAUCGACGAGUACCACUAUGUUGUCAAUGGAUUGCGUCACAUGGUCAGCUUCACCGAGGGCGGGUACUUCAUCAUGAAGUGCGAGGCGGCGGCGCUCGGCGACCGCGCGCUGCCCGCCUUCACGCGCCCCAAGCGCUUCCAGAACGUCACGCUCGCGGGCUGCGCGCCGCCGCCCGGCUCCUACGCCGCCGCGCUCGCCGCGCUCAACGUCACGCGGCCGGCGCGCCUCAUCCUCGCCGGCCUGCCGCGGCCCGCGCGCCUCGCCGCCGCCGCCUUCGCCGGCCUCGAGCAGCUGCGCGCGCUGGAGCUCAGCGCCGGCCGCGGGCCCGGCGCGCUCGAGCUGGCCCGCGACGCGCUGCGGCCGCUGGCGCUGCGCUCGCUCGCGCUCGUGGGCGUGCGCCCGCCCGCGCUGCCGCCGCGCCUCGACAGCCUGCGCCUGCGCUACACCGGGCUCGACGCGCUGCCGCCCGAGGCGCGCGACGUCGUCACGCUCGAGGUGGGCCCGGCGAAUCACGGCGGCGGUCGGUCCACCGAUUUCGGAUUGCGUCACAUGGUCAGCUUCACCGAGGGCGGGUACUUCAUCAUGAAGUGCGAGGCGGCGGCGCUCGGCGACCGCGCGCUGCCCGCCUUCACGCGCCCCAAGCGCUUCCAGAACGUCACGCUCGCGGGCUGCGCGCCGCCGCCCGGCUCCUACGCCGCCGCGCUCGCCGCGCUCAACGUCACGCGGCCGGCGCGCCUCAUCCUCGCCGGCCUGCCGCGGCCCGCGCGCCUCGCCGCCGCCGCCUUCGCCGGCCUCGAGCAGCUGCGCGCGCUGGAGCUCAGCGCCGGCCGCGGGCCCGGCGCGCUCGAGCUGGCCCGCGACGCGCUGCGGCCGCUGGCGCUGCGCUCGCUCGCGCUCGUGGGCGUGCGCCCGCCCGCGCUGCCGCCGCGCCUCGACAGCCUGCGCCUGCGCUACACCGGGCUCGACGCGCUGCCGCCCGAGGCGCGCGACGUCGUCACGCUCGAGGUGGUGGAGGAGGCGGUGCGCGGGCUGGGCGGGCCGGCGCCGCGGCUGGAGGUGCUGACGCUGCGCGCGCCGGUGCGGGCGGCGCCCGAGGCCCCGCGGCUGCGGCGCGCGGCGCUGGCGCGCUGGCAGGAGGCGGCGCCGGGCCCGUGGCGCGCCUGCCCGCGCCUGGAGCAGCUGUCGCUCAUGGAGGCGGCGGCGCGCGCGCUGCCCGCCGGCUUCGUGGCCGCCUGCCCGCUCCUGGAGGAUCUCGAGCUGCAGAUGAUGCAGGCCGAAGCGAUCCCGGAAGGAUUUCUGCUCAACGCGACCGCUCUCAAGAAGUUCAAAGCGGCGUUCUGGCCGCUAAAGGAGCUGCCGGUCGACCUCUUCGACUACUCGCCGAACCUGGAGGAGAUAGACCUCUCGAGUAACGGACUGGAAUCGUUACCUAGCGGGCUGUUCUCGCGGCUGGCGGGGUCGCUGCGGGUGCUGUCGCUGGCGCGCAACCGGCUGCACGCGGCGGCCGCGCUGCAGGUGGCGCCGCUGGCCGGGCUGCGCCGGCUGUACCUGGCCGACAACCCGCUCGGCGACCUCUGCCCCGCCGCCAGCGCCUCCAUCCUCGCGCGCAGCGCGUCGUACCUGGCGCCGCUGCAGGAGCUGGUGCUGAGCCGCGCGGGGCUGGCGCGCGUGUGCGCCGACUGGACGCACCACAUGCCCGCGCUGCGCCGCCUCGACCUCUCGCACAACCGCAUCGCCGAGCUGCAGGUACAAUAGCGCAUCUGUAUGGUGUGUACUGCGGCAGGCGCGUCGUACCUGGCGCCGCUGCAGGAGCUGGUGCUGAGCCGCGCGGGGCUGGCGCGCGUGUGCGCCGACUGGACGCACCACAUGCCCGCGCUGCGCCGCCUCGACCUCUCGCACAACCGCAUCGCCGAGCUGCAGGUACAAUAGCGCAUCUGUAUGGUGUGUACUGCGGCAGGCGCGUCGUACCUG
Molecule: messenger RNA, 2476 nt
Organism: Ostrinia furnacalis (Asian corn borer)
Lineage: Eukaryota; Metazoa; Arthropoda; Insecta; Lepidoptera; Crambidae
Exons: 7
Coding region: 365-2260 (631 amino acids)
Molecular function (GO): protein binding
Source: RefSeq, a predicted model, not a curated record